Messenger RNA from Pyricularia oryzae 70-15, 219 nucleotides. RefSeq lists its product as uncharacterized. NCBI's taxonomy places the organism in Eukaryota, Fungi, Ascomycota, Sordariomycetes, Magnaporthales, Pyriculariaceae. The coding region runs from base 1 to 219 and encodes 72 amino acids. The transcript has 3 exons. The record is from RefSeq and is a predicted model, not a curated record.
AUGCUUCCCGACUUUUGCGUCGCUGCUACCGGCACUGCGACUGGCACCAACGAGCCCGCCCCAAAGGAGGACUUUGACUUUGGGCUAACAAAAUGCUUAGUUGAAAUCUUCGCACCAGGCCACUAUUUCUACAUUACCCGUUCCGCGCCUAAGGCAUUGGUCGGCUCUUAUACUUGUCGCUACGAUAGGGGCUGCACAGAGCAGAUCUCCAGGAUUUAA